GUAUAAACUCAUACCCAUCUAUAUAUAUCUAUACCCACCUGUGCCUCUCGACCUCAUACCUACUCAUGUAUAGGGGGAUAUAACAGGCAGGUAGAACACCCAAGGCCACACCCCUUCCCUCCUCCGUUUCCCGCCCCCGAGAUGGAGACCAUCGACCCGGCGACCGGGCGUCCCCUGCCGCCCGACGCCAUCCAGCGGGUGCUCUUUGUCGCGAGCCCGGUCCACGUCUACAACAUCCCGCCGAUGAUCCCCGGCAAGGGCCACGUCGCCGCGAGCUGGACCGCCGACGACAACCAGCGCCAGAUCUUCACCGCGCGGCUGCGCGUCAUCGAGACCGCCAUCCCGACGGCAGACGCGUCCGGCGCCGACGACGGCGGCCCCGAGGGCGAGGGCGAGGGCGAGGAGAAAGUCAAGGCGGACGUCGUGCUCGAGGACGCCCGCACCGGGCAGCUCUUCGCCGCCGCGCCCUACACCGCCGCGGCCGCCGUCGAGCCCGUCUCCGACAGCUCGCGCUUCUUCGCCCUGCGCGUCCAGGACGAGGCCGGCCGCAAGGCCACCCUCGGCGUCGGCUUCGAGGAGCGCGGCGAGGCCUUCGACUUCGGCGUCGCCCUCCAGGAGGCCCAGAAAACGCUGGGCUGGGGCUCCGCCGCCGCCGGGCCCGACAAGAAGUCCGCCGCCGCCGCCGCCUCCUCGUCGUCGUCAGACAGGACAGACGGCCCCGACAGGCUGCGCGACCUCAGCCUCAAGGAGGGCGAGACCAUCACCAUCAACCUCCCCGGUCGCUUCGGCCGGCGGAAGCCCGAGACGCCGCAGGCCCCGAGCUCCUCCUCCUCCUCCGCGGGCUCGUUCUCACUGCCCCCUCCUCCCGGCCCCGCCUUCUCGUCGCCGUCCCGCGGCGCCGGUGGCAUCCCCCCGCCCCCGAGCACGCAGAGCACCCGGUCGAAGCGGCUGUCGGCGCAGGACCUAGGCUUCGACGACGGGAAGUUUGGGGAGUUUGCGUGAGAGGCUCAUUCGUUCCCACCUUGUCUUGAGAAAAGAAAGAAAAAAGGACCAGCGCCUAGAAGCACUUAGAGAGAGGGGUAUCUGUUAUGCGUGUGCAUUAUGUUCAUUACCAGACCGUGAUCAAAAAAGAGGGUGAGAGGGAGGGAAUAGGGGUGGGUAAUAUCAUCGAGGCACAUCUCACUUGUCCGUGCACAGAAACGACACCGGCUUUUCUCUAUCUCUUUCCUUUCUCCUCCCUCCCCCUACCCCUCCGUACUUCUUUUCGCCUGCUGGCCUAAAGAGGCCUCAUGCACUUUGCAGGUGGUGUCUUACCUACCUACGUGUCCGCACCAGGCCUAGGC
Messenger RNA from Durotheca rogersii, 1343 nucleotides. RefSeq names its product DUF1681-domain-containing protein. The transcript has a single exon. NCBI's taxonomy places the organism in Eukaryota, Fungi, Ascomycota, Sordariomycetes, Xylariales, Xylariaceae. The record is from RefSeq and is a predicted model, not a curated record. The coding region runs from base 142 to 1002 and encodes 286 amino acids. Gene Ontology annotation, cellular component: clathrin vesicle coat; membrane. Gene Ontology annotation, biological process: endocytosis.